Tripterygium wilfordii is the source of this 1851-nucleotide messenger RNA. Its product is annotated as transcription factor HHO5-like. Gene Ontology annotation, biological process: regulation of DNA-templated transcription. The coding region runs from base 716 to 1696 and encodes 326 amino acids. The transcript is spliced from 5 exons. The record is from RefSeq and is a predicted model, not a curated record. Gene Ontology annotation, molecular function: DNA binding; DNA-binding transcription factor activity. Lineage: Eukaryota; Viridiplantae; Streptophyta; Magnoliopsida; Celastrales; Celastraceae.
CAAAUAGUGAUCUACUAAGAGCCUUCAUUAAAAACAUAAUAAUCGGAGAAUUAUUAGUAGUUUGGAUGACACUAAAGUAUAUGGUAUCUCAUAUAGGAAAAAAACAUAAUAAUUGAGCAUUCAAUAAAAAUAUCUUAUCAUGUAAUGAUACACAUACAUGCACUUUAGAGAUAUUUUGGUUUGGUAAAAACGUUACGCUUUUGUGAGCUAAUCUUAAGGGUCUCCGGCUGCUAUUGAACAAAAAAAAAAAUACGUAACUGCCAGACGAAGUGACUCCAUGGCCCACCUUUGGAUGAGAACAAAAGACACCGUUCAAUUACAGCUGGAAAUACCAGAUUACCCCUACGGCGAGAAGUCGUAGCUCAAAAGUCUCAUCAAUCUAUGAUCUAUCUUUAUUCUUUACCGACCGAAGAAUCUCGAAAAGCAAUCUAAAAGGAUUUUUUUAAUAAUUUCCUAAGUACGAAGAAGAUGUCAAGAGAUUCCGAACGUUUACACUCGCCCGAUUGAUAAGCGAUUCACCGAGUCCACACAGAUACGCGACUACCCGAGCGCAAGUCUACGAAUCUCCGCGUCCCUGAAUCUGUUUUUUUUUUCUUUCCUCCUGUACAUAUUCGCAUCUAUAGAAAUAGAAUCCUUGCUCUCCAUUAUUUUCCUGCGCAGUUUCAGUUUCUAUGUUUAAGAUACAGAGAGAGAAAGCCCAAACGGCCGAGAGAUAAUGGACCUGAACUUGGAUUUGUCUCUGGGUUAUGUCCCCAGAACCAUCAGUGACCUUCUCAGGGAAGUUUCAGCUGCAACAGAGACUUCGCUCAAAUUGUCAAAGCUUGAUGAGUACGUGGAAGGAUUGGAAGAUGAAUUGAGAAAGAUCGAAGCUUUUAAGCGUGAGCUUCCUCUUAGUAUGAUCCUCUUAAACGAUGCUAUUGUGAGAUUAAAGGAGGAGGCAAUGCAGUGGAGGGAAUUGAAUGAUCGGCCUCCUUUGAUGGAGGAGAUUCGGCCAUUGAAAGGCAAAUCAGGUGAAGAUGGAGGGGUAAUUUUGGAAAAGAAAGAUCAGAAGAACUGGAUGAGCUCUGCUCAGCUUUGGCGCACUAACAUCAACUCCGAUCAGAAAAAACAAGACCCAAUAUCAGAAGUCGCACUGAGAAGCGAAGAAGACGAUCAGUUAGGUGCUGUGAGCCAGCUAUGUAAACAUGGAAGCAAGGGAGGGGCAUUUGUGGGUUUCAAAGGGACUGAAAAGGAGGCUGCUCCACAAGUUCCAGCUCUUUCUCUCAUGCCACCAAUGUCUUCUUCAUAUGUUCGAGUGAAGAUACAAAGUAAACAUGAACAACCCCAACAGCAGCAACAGACACAGAGGAAGCAGAGGCGGUGCUGGUCACAGGAACUUCAUCGGCGAUUUGUUGAUGCACUUCAACAACUUGGGGGUACUCAAGUGGCUACCCCUAAACAGAUAAGGGACCUUAUGCAAGUGGAUGGCUUAACCAAUGAUGAAGUUAAAAGUCAUCUACAAAAAUACCGACUUCAUGUUCGAAAACUUCCAGCUUCUGUAGCAGGUCCUGAAAAUGGCUUAUCAGUGGAACAAAGCCAAUGCAAAGACCACUCAGAAACUAAUGGCUCUCCACAGGGUCCCCUCAGUGCAGGUGGUUCUGGCUCUGGCCCUGGAGGAGACAGUAUGGAAGGGGAGGGCGAGAGAUCGGACGGAUGAAGUAUGGGUUACACAAAUUGGAAUAAGUUGAUGUGCAGUGUAAAGUACUGAUCCCCAUGAGUUUUGCAGAUACAGAUAUGCAUGGGGAAUCUAAUUGUAAACAUGAAAUACAUCUGACAAAUAGUGAAUUAAGACGGGAAUUUGUUGUUUUUUUU